AUGAGCAACGAGACACAGACAGCUGGGACAGGCGAUAUUGGAUCGGACAGCUCCGCUGCCCCAUCCUCGAGGACAGGCAUGACGACGGACGACCAGCUUCUCAAAGCCGAAGAGCUCAAGUCGCUUGGCAAUAAGGCAUACGAGCAAGGGGAGUUGACCGAGGCUCUUGGGAAGUGGCAUCAUUCCCUGCUCCAUUGUGCGGGGAUCAACUCGUUCGCAACUUUGUACGGCGCUCGCUCAUCAGACGCGCAGAACGAACGCGCCGCUGGCACCGCAAGUGCUGUCUAUAACAACAUGGCUGCUUGCUACCUGAAGCAGCAAAAGUGGUCCAAGGCCGUCUACGCCUCUUCAAAGGCGUUGGAGCUAGCACCCAAUAACCUCAAGGCGCUCUACCGCCGAGCAGAGGCCCACCUCGAGCUCGGCAAGAACCAAUUGGCAGCAAGAGACAUCGACGUAGCUCUCGAUUUGCGACCACAAGACCCUGUCAUUCGCAAAUUAGGCGAACGCCUGGUGCAGGCCUUCGAGGAUGAGGAGAAGGAGCGCCAAUUGGACAAAGCGACCCAACCUUCAACAUAA
Kalmanozyma brasiliensis GHG001 is the source of this 576-nucleotide messenger RNA. Its product is annotated as Tetratricopeptide repeat. Bases 1 to 576 code for a protein of 191 amino acids. The transcript is spliced from 3 exons. Gene Ontology annotation, molecular function: protein binding. The record is from RefSeq and is a predicted model, not a curated record. NCBI's taxonomy places the organism in Eukaryota, Fungi, Basidiomycota, Ustilaginomycetes, Ustilaginales.